AUGGCGAUGUGUCGAUUUGACGAAGUUAUGAAUAUUUACAAAUUCAUUACUGCGUUCUCUUUUAUACCCAAUUCGAUGGCAGAUGUCAAAGUCUUCGGUGAAGUGUCUUUUGAUAUAAGAAUACUAAAUAUUGAUAGGCCUUCGGAUGCAAGCGGUGGGAAAUUGGAAGUCGUAAUAAGAAGUAAUGGUAACAACGAUACAGUAGAUGAAUCAGACAGUAAGGAUACUGAAACUGUGGUGCGAGCUAAUGAUUUGAGGGUAACUGCGCCUGCGAUUGUUGAAUGUCAAUAUCAGUACCCGGAAAAGGAGCAAGUCAAUGCUAUACUUAGUGAUAUGAUGAAUCAGUUGACGAAGUUAUUUGUUAAAGCACAUGACGUGCUGAAAGGGGGCUUACCUCGUCGUUCCCCUACAAGGUUUCGAGUGGUCGACAAACUGGACUCCAGCUUUUUCGAGAAAGCAUUCAAACAAAUGGCUAGUGAAUUCAGAUACCUUCUCAAUAAUACCAUCCCUGUGGCAAACCACACGGGAGACCCUUGUCAGAAGCAGGAACAACUAAAGAAGAUGUGGCAGAGUUUACUCAACCUCUCCCAAGAGGUUCUAAGUCGCGCCAGCAUGAGCUGCUUACAAGAGUUUCUCCGCACCAGGAACAGAGCUGAUGACUCACAGACUAAGAGCAAGCUGGACCAACUGGCCACACGAGAAUUGAACAAGAUGCGGUCCAAUCUUUUGGACAAACUGUGCGAUGACUUUCAAAUGUGUUACAAUGAUCUUUUGUGA
Messenger RNA from Leptosia nina, 777 nucleotides. Lineage: Eukaryota; Metazoa; Arthropoda; Insecta; Lepidoptera; Pieridae. The record is from the annotation of a GenBank genome assembly.